Sus scrofa (pig) is the source of this 3768-nucleotide messenger RNA. It is a transcript of the gene SNX24, whose product is annotated as sorting nexin 24. NCBI's taxonomy places the organism in Eukaryota, Metazoa, Chordata, Mammalia, Artiodactyla, Suidae. Gene Ontology annotation, molecular function: phosphatidylinositol phosphate binding. The record is from RefSeq and is a predicted model, not a curated record.
AGCCCAGAGUCAGCGACAGAGACAGUGGUGUCUGAUGGAUGGGGACAUUUACAUGUCUGAAGCAAGGUCCUGGUAUGACAGCUCAUCAUGUGGGGCAGACAUCAGGGCAGGACAUGGCAGCAAUCUUCCCUCUCAACUUCUUCUUCUUCUUUUUCUUUUUUGGCCACCCCACAGCAUAGGGAGUUCCUGGGCCAGGGAUCAGAUCCAAGCCACAGUCGUGACCAAUGCUGCAGCUGUAGCAAACACUGGAUCCUUUAAUCCACUGUGCUGGGCUGGGGAUGGAACCUGUGUCCUGGCACUGCAGAGACUCCACUCAUAAUGUCACACCACAGUGGGAACUCCUCAACUUCUUAUGUAUGUAUUUGUCAUGUAUUUUUCUUAAUGUUCUGAGAAGACAGCUGACCUGUCACAGAUUGUAGAGUCAUACUAAAAGAUAUGUAAGAGCAUCGGGAUAAUACAUUUGCCAUGUUCUCUCACUGCAGUGCCAUUCUUCUUUCCUUUAUAGUGGUUGCCCACAGAACGUGAUUAGAAAUUUAGCUCUUCUAAUUAUUAGCCUGUAAUUUCAUAGCUAUUUAUCCUCUCUGAGCUUUAAUUAUGCCAUCUGAAAUAACCAAAAUUAUAACAAUUAUAGCUGAACUGCAAGACCCUCAAGAACAUACCCGCAUAUUGAGGGCUUGCAUAUAUUUUCAGCAAAGCAAAAUUAAAUUAUACACAGUUAGUAAAAUACAGCAAAAAAAAAAAAAGGGGGGGGGAGGAUUCAUUUGGACCACCUGUCAGAUUUUUUUGGACUGAUACAUUUCUAACUUUUAACUCUAAUGGGUAAAUAGGUGAGCCAUGCCAGAUAAAAAUAUAUAUGUCAGGCUACUAGUAGUAGGCUGUUAUCGUUUGUGCUAUUGUAUAAAAAGUAUAAUAAAAGCUUGAUCAGUAAUCUGUAGCUCAAAGCCCGAGGGGCAAAUCUCAGCCCUCAUCUUCCCCUCCCCCUUCUCUUUUCUCUUACAGGUAAAAAGAUCUGUGUAGUUACUUAGACGCAGCAUUUUAGAACUGAAGCAAGAAACCGGACUGUUUAUCUCAGUGAGCCGCCGACCUUCGGGCUAUGCAUUAGAGCAUGAUUCCCAGGUUCGACAGCGAAGCAAAGCAAGGCACUGACCCUGGAAUCGAAGGGAAACAGAAAAGUCUUCGUAAAAGUCGUGCAGGGUUCACGGCUCUUCAUGGCAGCCGAGGGCUAAAAGGAAAAUUUAACCAAAACAAAAUCAAGAAGCUCUUCUACUCCUUGGCGUCUUGCAGUCUGUUCAGGGUGGUGUCUGGCAAACUGCAAAUCCAGUGCACACUGGAGCCUCAAGGGCAGGGAGCGCCGGGGUGCGGCCCUGUCCCUGGCGCCCGACCGCAGUGGAGCGCACACCCCUUUUUUGCAGACUCACAGGUUUCCAGGCCCCGCCUCCUCUGGGCACUGCUGAUCGCCGCGCUUUGGGCCCGGAAUCCAGACGUCCAGAGCCCUACGCCCUCGGUUCCCCACACUGGGCUCCAGGCGGGGCCCUCCUAGAGCGCUGCGAGCGGCGGGGUCCGCAGAGGAUCCGGGUCGGAGCCACGUAGCCUCCAGCUCCGUGGGGCUCGGGAAGGGAGGCGGGGCGGCCGGGCCGGGGGCGGAGUCGCGGCCGCGGCCGCCGCCGUGAGCCCGCCCCCUGCUCGCCCUCCCGGGCUAGCUGGCGCGGCCAUGGAGGUCUACAUCCCGUCCUUUCGCUACGAGGAGAGUGACCUGGAGCGGGGAUACACGGUGUUUAAGAUAGAAGUGCUAAUGAACGGAAGAAAACAUUUUGUCGAAAAGAGGUACAGCGAAUUCCAUGCCCUGCACAAAAAGCUCAAGAAAUGUAUUAAAACUCCAGAAAUCCCUUCUAAACAUGUUCGCAAUUGGGUCCCUAAAGUCUUGGAACAACGUCGACAAGGUUUGGAAACAUAUCUACAGGCUGUCAUUCUAGAAAAUGAAGAACUCCCCAAACUGUUUCUUGAUUUCCUAAACGUGCGACAUUUGCCCUCUCUACCAAAGGCAGAGAGUUGUGGGUCUUUUGAUGAGACAGAAUCUGAAGAGUCAAGCAAACUGUCCCACCAGCCGGUGCUGCUUUUCCUCAGGGAUCCAUACGUCUUGCCUGCAGCCAGCGGUAAUCAAACCUGUCAUCUGCUAACAGCUCUUUACUGAUCUGACCCUGCACCACAGAAACCGCGUUUUUAAUACAGAUUUUCCGAAUGUGGUUAUUGAAGGCGUUCUCCAUGGGAUAUUUUACCCUCACCUCCAGCCCAGGUAGAAAUCCUCCACAGCUAAAGGAAGCUGAAGCAAGUUUCGAAGUCAUAGUCAAGGAAAUCGAUACCUACCAAAUUAACCUAAACUCAAUGACAUAACAGCUCUCACUAGUGGUAAAAUUCACAGACCCAGCUUAAUUCAGGGCAGGGACAUUUCCAUUAGAAUGGUGCUUUUAAAAAUAGAACUGAACCAGGGGUUGCUGAGGUUAAGGUCAAGUGUUUAAGAAGUAGAACGUGGCUGCCAAUUUAGAAACGCAGGAAAAAAAGGCUAAAGGCGAUCGCUGGGAACUCCGAGUGGAGCAGAACCGUUACUCUCAGCUUCGGGCACACCGUUUGCUAAUUGAAAACCUUAUCCUGAAUCAGCAGGAGACUGAUCAACUUUGGUGGCUUUCUCGUUCUGAUUGUAUGACACACUAAUCUUUUCAUCAGGAGAUUUUUCUCAGCCAGUGAUAGAUACAUUCUGAAGUGCUGGCACCAAGAGAGCAUCACAGAAACACUGUACUAAAUGUGAACAGGGAACUAAACUGGAGCUGAAAUUAUACUGACAAUAGUAGGGCAUUUUAAAAAUCAUGGCAUUUUAAUUUGCAUUACAGUGAAGUUGUGACACCUCUGGGGAGGUGGGGGGUUAGCUUCUAACGUCAGCACAUAAGAUAAAAUGGGGUAUCCAGAUGGUCCUGAAAGCCCUUUAGGAUGGCGCCAUAUUGGGAAUAUCCAUCACAGCCAGUUUUUUCCUCAAGUGUUUGAAGAGAUACAACUCUUGAUUCAGUUAAAACCAGUUUUGAAGGUGAUGGUAUUUGUUUAGGGGCUGUUUUGUAUUAAAAACAUAGCUUUAAACACUAGAAUUAGACGUAACCUGCCAGAUGCCCUCUAAGAGACGAAUGUGAACUGACAGUGACUGAAGGAGCCCCAGACUGACAACACCCAUCUCAGCUUACUCGAGGGCAUCUGGUCCUUCAAUAGGUGGUUUUAUUGCCAGGUUAAUUGUUAUUUUCCUUACUCCUUAUCAUCUCCUUUUCACUGACCUCAUAUAUUGAAAUAAUGUAAAUUAAAUGUGUUUAUGAUGUAACCCCACUGUACGUCUUAGAGGCAUUCAUAUUUUGAGUGGUAAAAGAUAAAAACAUAUAUGCAGCCUAUAUGUAUGUGCUGUAUUUGGGCAUUUCCUGAAAAUGAAUUAACAGCUAGCCUAUUUAUGGUCAUUAGCUUAAUAAGCUUCUGUGUGGGAGAAAAAUAUUUAGAUUCAAAACUAAUAACUAAAUCAUGGUUUUUGAUUAGGAUCUAAAUAAACAGGUUUAAAGCUUGCUGCAAACUCUUAGAUAUUUGUGAAUAGAUGUGUUACUACAUGCUAGAAACAAGCAAGAACUAAAUAAUCAAGUGACAUCAAUCAGAAAUGACUGAAUAGUCAAGUAUUGGAGAUAUUUUAAAAAUGUUUUUGUUAUUAGCUGUUUUGAGUUAAAUAAAAUGAAAAACGUACUGGAA